Venturia canescens is the source of this 7115-nucleotide messenger RNA. It is a transcript of the gene tipE, whose product is annotated as temperature-induced paralytic E. Gene Ontology annotation, biological process: regulation of sodium ion transport. The coding region runs from base 1018 to 2109 and encodes 363 amino acids. Lineage: Eukaryota; Metazoa; Arthropoda; Insecta; Hymenoptera; Ichneumonidae. Gene Ontology annotation, cellular component: plasma membrane. The record is from RefSeq and is a predicted model, not a curated record. Gene Ontology annotation, molecular function: sodium channel regulator activity. The transcript is spliced from 6 exons.
UGCAGUAGCCCGGCAUCCGCCGUCGCACCAGGAAUUGAGGUGUCGUUUCGUCGCGUUACCAUCCUCGCAUAUACAUUUAUUAUAUUCGAUACAUACUCAUAUCCCUGUCAGUUAUAUAUGCGUAUGUACAUGUAUAUUUAUGUAUAUAUAGAUGAGUCGGUGCGUGUGUAGAUAAGCGACGGGGACACGCGACCGAGAAGCGAAUAACACAUUAAGAAAAUCCUAGCGAUCGAGGAAACGAGACGGAGCGUGUGGCCGAAAUACAUUUCCCUCGAGAGGCAAUUCGUCUUACAAACUACCAGUUUGACAUUUUACGUUUUUUAAAUCCGUUUUAAAUUUUUAACCAAAUCAAUUGGAAUAAGGUCGAAACUAAUGUUGAACAACGUACGGGACUUGUAAUAAUAUUGAAAACAAGAUAAAUGAUAACGAAAGCAUCGAUCGAAGAAACACGUGGAUCUUGUGUCGUGAAAUAUAAGGAGCGCGCUGUUCCCUCCGCAAGCCCUUCGAAAUCGCAACAAUUAAUCAUGACCUGAGUAAGAGAAGACUGACGGAGGGAUACCCUCUUCUUCGUAUGGUCGGUGUCGUCUCUGUCGGAGGGAUAAUAAAAUAAUAAUAAUAAUAAUAAUAUCAUGUGUACGGUGAUUGGACAGUGCUCUUGGGAUUUAGUGCUCGGAGGCGAGGAAAUUGCCUCCUUCGAAUAGUGAUAUACUAUAUUUUUUUUAUUCAUGUUUACAACAACAAAAAAUUAGGAACAGCUUUGUUCUUCUUAUUUUCUUUGUUGCUGUUGUUGUUGUUGUUGUUGUUGUUGUUUUUGUUGGGUUUGGAGGUAGGAAGGAUUUUUUUGAAUGUGAGGGAUGAACGAUGCAACGAGAGGACGGAAAUAGGACUAUCGAGCCCGAUGAUUGUUUACCUUUAUAGAGGAUUGCUCAAUUCUUCGACGUUCAACGUCCAACGUCCAACUAAGGCGACCUCGCUGGACCUCGAACAAAGCAAGAUUCACUGCCCAAGUUCACCAAGAUGGCGGACGAAAAAGAUCAACAGACCUUCGCUCAGAAGAUGUUGUUCUACACAACCGCGUUCUUCAUCCUCCUUGGCACCUUUAGCCUUUUCGCCUUCCUCUUUUUGGUCCCCUUCGUCAUCGAUCCCGCGUUCACCACGAUAUUUAUGGAAUUCGAUACCCGACCGGCCGAGUGUGUCACCAUCGAUGUCGAGUCUCGGAGAGGUGCAAGCAACUGCUCGUGGACCUCGUGUAGAGAGGGUUGCACCAAGGAACUUUACGAUUGCACGCAAAUACGGGUGAAUUACAAGCUGCCCGAGAACUCGACUGAGGAGGAUUUGGUGAUUGAGAAAAAUGAGGGGACGACAGGGGAGGGCAGAGCGGUACGAGGUGUCGAGGGCGACGAGAACAGGUCUAGACCACGUUACGAACGUGCCCUUAAGGAUUAUAAUUACAUCGAGGACAUCGAGGAGGACGAUUUCAAUGAGGACGAGGAUAAUGAUUUGGGACUGCCAAAACCUUUUCCUACAGGUCUCAUGGGCAACGACUCCGAGUGGUACUUCACCGGUGCUAAGCUGUUUCCCAACGUAAAAGGCUGUGGAUACCCUCCAAUGCUGAAUUGCAGUAUUUUCUACCGGCAAUACGCCAACAUAGGGCAAAACUUUAGCUGUUACUACUCGAAAGUGGAUCCGAGAAUAGUCAUCAGCGAUCUCGACAUGUGGCAGGUCUACAUGAAUCUCGUCUACGCGAUGGCGAUACCGAUACCGUCUUUCAUAAUAUCGGUGAUAUAUCUCACAAUUGCCUACUUCAAAAUUUACAACGAAGACGAGGAGGUGCUGGUCCGUGACGAGGACGGUGUCGAUGGUAUCGAGGGUGAGGUUGACAUAAACGCGACCCCAAUACCACCAACGAGCGGUGCAUUGACGCCGGGUAGCGACGUCUUCAGGGAGAACCUCGCGAGUUUUGGUCACCAGCUCAAAGUGACUAUGGCCGACGCGAUAAGCGGAGAGAGCGUCGAAGGAAUACCAAAUUCAAUUUCAGCGCAGGGAAACUUGAGCAAGACGAUGACGACGAGUAUCUCAACUCCGCCUGGGCCGACGGCAGCAGUUUGAAGCGUCAUUUUCAAGGACUGAACAACAUUUCGUGGAGGCCACACUGAAUUAAAAUGUGAUUGUUAUUGGGGGAUGGCCGCGAUUACUCUCGACGAAGGCAUCUCCGCAAUUUCAUCGACGAAUUCUCUCUCUCAGCCCUAUUUUUCACACUCUUCCAACAUACGAAAAAACAACAUCCGAGCACGAUAUUAAAAUGUACAAGAAACUGAUAAACCAGAGUGAACCAGAGAGAAAUAGAGACAGAGAGAGAGAGAGAGAGAGAGAGAGAGAGAUGAACAAAGGGUUGAAAAAGCAUACAAAUAAAUUGUCUAAAUAACGUGUGAAAGCAAGAAAGGACCGUCCGAAGGAGAAGAUCGAUCGUAAGUCCUGUACACGCAUUAUAAUAAAUAAAUUAGCAAUUACAAGACCCCUCCCAAAUGCUCGAACAACAAAAACAUUCGAAGGAGAUUAAACUGAAGAAAACAUACAGAUUAAGUCCAAUAAUGAUUCUCGAUAAAGUUUCAUGGGCAAAUUCAAAUCCACCCAAAGCCUUCUACUGCUCUACAUCCUGUUGCUUAAAAACAUGUCAAAAAAUUGAGUAACGAUACUACGGGUGCUUUAGGGAGAAAUAACGAAUGCGACACACACAAACUGAAUAACAUAUGAAACAAAUAAAUGACUUUAAAUAAUGAAGCAUAACAGCAACGUUAUUUUAAAAAAUACGAGCGUCAGAGUCCGAUGAGGAAAACCACCAGAUGUGAGUAAUUAUUGCAUUUAACAAGGAGAAAAUUUAAAAACACACACACACACACACACACGUAACUGAUUAAUUCAUUUGCAAAAUAAAAAAAAAACGCGUCGCAUCAACCGUGGAUAUUUUACCUGUACAGAUAAGAUAUUUUGUAAGUUCAAUUUUUCUACGUCGAACUGGAUCGAUCUUGCGAGUGUGCUUGUAUAACUGACGUUUAUAUGAACCUUCACCUUCGGGUGACGAAGAGCAAAAAUAAUAAACCACAAACGAUCACAUUUCCGAAGUAAAUUCGAGUCGAAAUCCCAAAUUUCACGAGAAAUAUAAAUAAAACAGAAAUAUUUUAAUUUUUUCAUUCAUCACAGACCAUCGAGCAAAUUGCCACGGACACGAGAACAAAAAUUGCUAAAAAAAAGCAUGCGAAAAUCGAAGAGUUUCGAAUAUAACCAUUCAUCAAAGUUCGAUCGCUGCUUAAACACUUUCGUUACGCUAAAUCGUCUCUCGUUUCGGCUGCGACGAAUUAUAGUUGCGCAAAAAAACAAAAAAACAAAAAAAAAGAAAACAAAAAUUCGCUAUAUCGAUAUUAUAAUAACAAUAAUAAUAAUAAUAAUUCUAAUAAUAAUAGUAACAAUAAUAAAUAUACGAUUAACUGAUUAUAAAAUGAAAAAUUGUUAUAAUAUGCAAAGGUAACGAGCUUGAGCAUCACGGAUUGGAAAAAUAUGCAAUGUCUUUUAGUCGAGCCGAAAAGUGGCCGCGUCCUUCGCUUGAUUCUAUUGACAAGAACAACAAGAGAAAAACAAUGUUUGAUAUCGAUCGUCUCACAUGUAAAUAUAAAUUCGUAUAUACAUAAAUAUUUAUUUACAUAAGUGUGUACAUACGAGGAGGGAUCGAAGUUAGAAUUUGAAAGCUGCGCCAGAAAAUAAUUUCACUAUAUGAAUGUUGUCCAAAGUAAGGAUUCAUUGAUAUCGCUAUCAUCGAUUUCGAGGCAGAAGAGUAAUGUUAAAAUUACACAUACACACACGUAACACGUACAUAGAGACACGCGAAAGACGAAAAAUUCCUGCAAGCUGCUCCGAAGAGAAGUCGAGUUUCCUGAGUAUCCGUCGAGCCGAAUUUUUUAGAGCGAACGAGCCAUCCAUUCGUAUAAUAAAAGUGAAAAAUAUCGACUUCGUUCGAGUCGUUGAAGGACGCUGGUGCAAAACACGGCCGGAGCCGAAGCCAGCCGGGCGCUUCUCCGGUUCACUCGCACGGGGACACUUGUCUGUAACGUUGUUUAUAAACAAAGUGCGAGAGCCCGUCACUCGCGAACACAGAAAUCGUAAAGACUAAUCGCGCGCGAAGACAAGGAAAAACGAAAUUGUAAAUGGCCCGAGAAUAAAACCGACGAGAUUAACGAUCGUGAUAAUGUUUAAGUACCCGCUAAGUAAAUCGCUCGUUGUGUCUCACCAUCGAUACAUCUUCUCUUCUCAAUCGUACGUCUCAGAUCUUGCGGUCCGAUACGUCGAAGGAGAAUAUAUAAAAAUAAACAAAAAUCCAAUACUGAUACUCAAAUACAAAAGUCAUUGCGCUCGCUCACCAAACACGAGAUAUGAUAUUGUAUACAUACGCAUAUAUAUAUAUAAUAAAAAUUGAAGAAACGUGCACGCGUUGGGAACUGAAACAAAGAAAAACGAACAAUUCCAGAAACCAAUACAAAGUUCAAGUGCGCUCUUGUCGAAAUCACAUUCGCUUCUGUUAUUCAUUGUUUUCUUUCUCGAUUCGCUCUACACUGAAAACCGGAAGUCUAUAUAUUUCUACUUCGCCGUCGUGUAUUGACUAUAUAUAUAUAUAUAUAUUGUAAAUCGAUGUUGAUUCCCUCCCGCGCUCCGCUCCGCGAGCCGCACGUGAUAAUUAUUUCACUCGAGUACCGAGGAAAAGGAAAAAAAAAUGAGAGAAAUCUGUAUGCUUCGCAUCCGCGAUCGAUCGACGGAGAUGAGAGCUGCAUUAAGAUAUUGUGACGCUUAUAAAUCACUUUUGCUGUGCUUGGCCGCGAAAUAUUGAAACUUUGCCUCCCCUCGAGCGCUGAAAAUAUUUGGACCGCUUGAAACUUUGAUUUUGGAUUCGUUGCCGAUGCAGCUUUUUCGAUAGGUUUCCUUGCCGUCUAACGAAGCUUCGAUUUUUACUGCACGCCGAAAUAAUAACGCGCGUGGCCAACAAAAUCGCCAUUUUCAAGCAGCUACGAGCUUAACGAGGGAGCGAAUUGUUCGCGUGGUCAAUUAAUUUGCAGCGCCCUAAGCCCCUUAAUUGCGAGUGGAGGACAAAACGUACACGCAUACACAACACACGAAAAAUAAAAAAAAAAAAGAAAAGAAAAAGAAAAACCCAAGUUCUCGCUCAAUCACGUUAACUGACUAACUAGACGAGAAAUUUCGAUGAAACGGAAGACGAAAAAGUAGUUAAUUAAUAAUAAUAAUAAUUGUUCAUUCUAUUCGAGAUACGAAGGAAUUUGAAAAAACCAAUAUUUUUCGUUCCCCGCGCGCACUGCGAGUUGUACGAGAUUCACAUUCGAACAUCCGAACUUAAAACCAGGACGGACGGGAGAUUUUCAAAACGCCGCCGAUACUCAUUGGAUUUAAUAAAACAACAACAAGAACAACAAACGAAACUAAAAAGAGAAAACAAAUUAAUAAUUGAAAUUGUUUUUAUGAAUUAAGAACAAGUUGUCUGUGAUCUACAAUAAUUAAAAGAAGAUGAUGAAAAAAAAAAGAGAUAUGUAAUAAGUAUUGACAAGUAAAAGUAUAAUGAAAAACAAAAAAACAAACAAACAAACAAAUAUUGAUAACGUUUAUUAGACCGAGAGGAAGGAUAGACGGGAAUGCGAGAGAAGAGAAAGGGGGGAUAUAAAAAUACGACAAAAAAUGGGUGAGUUUAUUCGCGACGUGAGAUAUAAUGACGAGAAAAUUUACGUUUUUUCAUUCGUUUUUGUAGGGAGUGCUUAAAAAAAAUUCGGGCAAUCGUCAUACGUUUCUCGAGGAUAAAAAGGCGUUUAUUGUAAAUAUCUGUGGAGCGUACGAGACAGCGUUAAGUAAGCAAAUUAAUAGAAGAAUUGAAGGGAGUGAAAAAAAGCAGAGGAAAAAAAUGAAUAUAAAGAGAGAGAGAGAGAGAGAAGAAAAAUCACCGAGCAAAUUUGAGGGGUAUCGAAACUGUACGGUUUUGUUUCUCUUAUUUCGUUCGUCGUGAUGGCAAAUCGUGGUAAGAGCUAGAUAAAAAUAUAUUUGCUGUUGUUAAUCCGUGCUAAAUCGCAAACUAAUAAUAAAACAAACAAAAUAAAAAGGAUUUAAAGAAUAAUGAAAAACGAACACGUGAGAGGAACAAAAACAUCGGGAAAUCAUUCGGCGCGUGUACGCGAUUACGAAUUAUUGCGGACAAGAGGAACAGAAUUAUGUAAGAACGAGAGAGAUAAAUAAGAGAAUGAAUAAUAACAAGAACAAAAACAUGGCACCCUCCUAUCGCGACUAAAUUAAGUUAGAGUAUAGAUAUAGACUGAUAGAAGCGCAAAAAAGAACAAAAGGAAAAAAAUGAUUUAAAAAAAAAACCAAAAAAAAAAAAUAACAACAAAAAAAAACACCAAAAUCGUUCCUUCCACCCGCUCCGGCCGUACAUUUGAUUAUCAAUUUUUAAAUAUAUCGCAUCUCAUACUGUAAAGUCCAAUUGCUCUCUGGAUAUAUAAAGAAAAUACGAAAAAAAAAACGUUAUAAGAAAGAAAAACGUCUUCAACUAAGCGCACCCUAUUGCAAUUGAAUCUAACGCGUCAAAAUGUUUGUACAAUGCCGUUCGCGAAAUACGAUGAAAAAAAAUAAAUAAAUAAAUAAAUAAAAUGUGACAUGAAAAAAAUAAUGAAGUAAGAAGUAGCGACGCAAUUGCCACCCCGAUACGUUGCUUCGGCGAUAGAAAACAUUUCGUGAAAUAAAUGUUCAAAAUAAUUUUUGUACCGUUUUGGCACAUACCCAUUAUGCAACAGGAGAAUAAAAAAAGAAAAAAUAAUAAUAAUGAUAAUGAGAAGACAUGAAAACGAGAAGAAAUAUAUGACGGGAGAAAAAUAAAAGAAACCAACGUGAAUUCGCGUUAUCGACUUUAUAUUCAUGUACAACAUUCAAUUAUUAUAAAUUUUUCGACGUCAUUGUAAAACCAGCGAUCGAUUACGUGUGAAAGUGUAUAUGGCUUUUUUCUGCGGUUAACAAUAAAAAUGUUGUCCAAGCUUUUUUGCACGAGACAUCUUAAAAUUAUGUUUCAACUAAAA